CUUCUCCUAGACGAUCGGGAGUUUAAGGUUAUAAAAUUCUUACUGCUUUCUUCACUUUUUUUAAUUCUCCAUCAUAAUAAUUACUUUUUAUUUUUUUCUUCGUGUAAGUUUGUAUUGCUUGAAAAUGUAUUUUUAAGAUUUUCGACAUUCAGCCGAGACUCCAUGGACAGGAUAUCCGAGUUGCCACGAGACAUCUUACAGCAAAUACUGAAUUUUCUUUCCCAAAAAGAGGCUGUCCAAACAUCUGUCUUGUCUAAAUCGUGGCGUUAUAAUUGGUGUAUCCGCACCAAUCUUGAUUUAUCAUUCGACAACUUCAGAGGAGACAAACUCGAAUUUCUCUCCGUUGUCGACAAUAUCUUACGUCGACAGUGUGACGAGAGGCUGUCCUUGGACGAAUUUCACCUUUCAAUAUCUCUAGACGAUCCGGAUCUCGAUCACACAUCGGGUUCUUACCUUAAAAAGUGGGUUCCGUUACUCACAGUUAUAGGUCUGAAGAAGUUCCGGCUUUCCGCGUACACGGAUCGUGCACAUGUAUAUCGUGCACAACCUCUUAAACUGCCACCCGUAGUCUUUGGAGCCGAAUCACUCCAAGAUUUGCAUUUGGAUAACUUCGUUUUGGACAGAGAGACUAUGGAAAGGAUACUACCGUGGAAGCAUUUAACAUCACUCCGUCUCGAACAUGUCUACAUCGAAGACGAGAUCUUGCAGAAGAUAACCCUAGGUUGUCCUUUGGUCGAAAACCUAAAAGUCGAAGGAAAUUCUUGGAGGGUACGCGCAGUUAAUUUGAAUCAUCUUCACAAUCUCAAGUACUUGUUUUUGCAGCUGUACGAGAGAGAGAACGACCAGCAUUGUAGCUUCGAACUCCCACCACCAUCUCUCGAGACCGUCCAACUUUGCUUUAGUAAUUUUUCGUACCACAAAGGAGCUGAUUUUCGUAACCUCGAUUCUUUAUGUAUGCAGUACGUGAGAUCAUCGCCGUGGGACCGCUUUUCGUCGACUAUAUUCCCAUGUCUCAAACGCUUGACUAUAUACCAUUGCCCCGGAAUCGAAAAAACCAAGCUAUUUAUUAACGCCCCAAACAUACUGUAUUUUGCAUAUCACGGGCUCAAAGUCCCGACCAUCUCUUUUGCAGAAACUUCCAGCGAGUGGAAGUCGGAGAUAUACCUAGACUAUAACGGUUUGACGUGGUUCCUCGAGCUACAUGAACUGCUCAAUUCAUUACGCCACUCCGAGAUUUCUCUGGCAAUCGAUCAACACGGCAGGAUAAACAAACACGUUACGGUAGGAGAGAAUGUUGAUAAUAGACCUAUUGUUGAGAGCUUGAAGAUGGAUUCUCGUCUUGUAGUUUAUAUGUUUUUUAUUUGUCGUCCAAGAAACAUUUACGGAUACGAGAUAAAAUCGGUGAGGUUUCUACGGAAGUUUCUAAUGAAGAGAGAAAGUGGAAACGAGCACAUGCAGUUGUUGUUUCGAGAUUUGGAGGAAGUAAGCUUCGAGACGAGAGUGGACAUUCGAGAAGAAUGGCGUCCGUUAACUUUGUCGGACCUUAAAUCGGGGUUGGAAUUUCGAUUUGCAUUCAAAUGGAGAAAUACUCCUCUGUGAGUACUCCAACUAUUAGUCUCUGCUGAUAGUUUUUAUUUGCUUAUUUUAAUUUAUUUGCUUCUUAAGCUCAACUCUUUCAGUCUUUCUUUUCUUUGGUUUGAUUUAUUUAAAUUAAUACAAGAUUAUUUAUUGGAUGACAUCAAUUGUUGUGGGCUUAUAUAACUCAAAGUCCUUUAAAUUUAGUUCAUCUUUUUUCAUUUUUUUUUUGAUAUAUGUAAAAAU
This is a messenger RNA of Erythranthe guttata (spotted monkey flower), 1821 nucleotides long. RefSeq names its product F-box/FBD/LRR-repeat protein At1g16930. Gene Ontology annotation, molecular function: protein binding. NCBI's taxonomy places the organism in Eukaryota, Viridiplantae, Streptophyta, Magnoliopsida, Lamiales, Phrymaceae. The record is from RefSeq and is a predicted model, not a curated record.